Molecule: messenger RNA, 936 nt
Organism: Trichoderma aggressivum f. europaeum
Lineage: Eukaryota; Fungi; Ascomycota; Sordariomycetes; Hypocreales; Hypocreaceae
Exons: 3
Coding region: 1-936 (311 amino acids)
Source: RefSeq, a predicted model, not a curated record
AUGAUAUGCCCUCCCAGUCCUCGUACAAUAGGCCGUCCGGUGCAAGAACUCGUAAUAGUUGACUGGCAAUGCAAUGCGAUGCGCGCCGUGGUGGUGUAUGCAUAUCUGCCCACUGGUGCAAUUGCCAUGCAUCAGAAGCAAGCAAAUCGCGUGUCAAGUCGAGUGAGUGAGCAGACAGGGAGCCCAAGUCAAGAGCCCAACGCGGACAGAUGUCGAUUGGCCGCUGCACUGCCGAUAGCCAGCGAACCGGCUGCAUGUCGACUCCAUCCCGGUCUCAGCAUCUCUCCCGGCUCAGUCGACCAUCUGCCGCUUUUCUUUCAUCCAGCCCUUGUUGUUGGAGAGGCUCCAAGCCGUCUCCCGGGGUUCACCACAGCGGAUUCGUACCCCCCCCCCUCCCCUCCUCUCCCCCUCUCCGUCUUCUUGUUCCUCUUCUCCUCCUCGCCUGGCCUGGAAUCCCCUCGAAAGACGCUCUCUCUCUCGCACACGCCCUCUCCAUCUUGCUCGGAUGCCAGCCGUAUCGCUGGAUUCUCGUCGCCCAAUCUGGUCCGCCACUUGUACUCCGCAGAUCGUUGGGUUCCGCACCGCUGCAGCAGAGGGAAUUCCGAAGGCUCGCUUGUGAGCAUGGAGAGGAGAGAGAGGAAACCGGAAUCCAUGGGCCGACUCGAUACCCAGGAUGGAGAUGGAGACGGUAAAUGCAGGCGAGGAACGACGGCGGACAAAUGGCAGACGUGUGAUUUGCCUGUUGAAUUCGACAACUGCACGACUACGGUGGAUGAUGAUGCAGCCAGUGGCACAAGUUCAGUUGAGUCCAGUUCUACGGAGUACAAGAGAUACCAGGUACUGCACCCAGGCCGGGAUGCGGCUCUGACGGAGAAGGAAGGUUGUGCGGCCGCGGCUUCUGCAGCUUCCAGGUUGUCAACCGACACUCUGGCGUAA